AUGGGCGCUGCGCAGGCCUGCUGCCAAGGCGGGUCGCAGAGGCUGGUCUUGCAGAGCACGUCCCUCCUUUACCUCGACAGGGAUGUUGAGAACGAUCGGGGAUCUGCGAAAGCUAGAAGCAGAGACAGCAGCACACCUCGGAUUGUCUCCGGAAAGCUGCGCGGAGUGCCUAUUCUGAGAGUACCUUCUUCAGCCUACCCUUGGACCGCCAGCAGCAUCGAGAGGAGCGAGGUGGAUGAGUUCAAGCACAUGCUGGGUAGUCAUGGCAUAGACACGACAUGCUGGGGCAGCCAGGGCGCGAAGGCUGUCGAGCAGUUGUUCUGGGAGAUAUUUUACCAGCAUGGUAGUAUACUGACUGGAAUUGGGACGGGGAAGCUAAAGCGAGUCACGCGAAUCUUAAAGUUGCGCAUUCUUGCCGAGAUCAAUGGCAUUGACCAUGUCAUGGUGUCGCGACUGCAGUUCAUGCACGAUGGCCAGCAAAUCCAGCGCCAGCAGCUUCCUCUGCGAAGGUUGUGCUGGAAGAUGCCUUCCGACAACGCCUUGCUGCAAUCCUGUGAAAUCAACCUCUGUGAUGAGAACAAUGAGUAUGCGGAAUCGUGGAGAAGCUGCUGGCCAUCUGUCCUGGAAGAUAGACUCGGAAUCUGCUCGUCAGCUUUUCAGCAUCAGCUGGAUGAGGUCACCAGCGCGUACAGCUAUCACACCGAAGACAAUGUCCACAGCGAGGGCUAUCCUGGAUUGAAGACGCUGUAUUGUGUGCAUCAGGUCACAUUUCGGGUGACGAACCCCGCUCACGCCAAGGUGGCGUGCAUUGGCCUCCCGCUUGGACAGGACUUUGCCACGGCUAACGACAACUUCUGCCUGGAGAGGUUCCACAGCAAGGACGCUUUGCCCAUAGGCUCCCAGCUCAACGUUUGGUCCUGGGCACCUCUUAGCGAGUUUAACAAGGUGUACGUGAAGCCGAGCUUCUCGGAAACUACGAAGACAGAGAAGAGUCCUGGUCGAGAAGAACCAGUUCCCAAGUGCGUUGAAGAUGAGCUGAUGAUGCGAAAGCGUGUUCCCAUUUCGGCCUCCAUGUCCAAACUCGCUUCAAUGGACAAUGUCGCUCACGCAGCUUCGGGCAAGGCCCCCAAGAAGACCGCUCCGAAUGCAAAGCUGCGGCGCGUUCUGUCGAGCAAGCGAACCGAUUGGCGCACAGUCAGGAAGAUUGCAAGCAAUUUGCUGGACAAGAACUACACACUGUCCCAGUUCAUGCAGGACCUUGCUGCAUUUCCUGAGCUUUCACUCUACUUGCGGGAUGGGGUGGUGGAAACGGGAUCAGGGCGAACGGCCGACGAUGAGUACCAGCGCACGAUAUGUGCCUUUUUCGCCAUCUACUGGCUGAUGCGCCUGGAUAUCGACGGUCGGCAGGGCUUCUGCUUUGGAACGGAUGAAACUUGGACGGCCCUGAAGGAGUCCGCCGUGAAGGACGGGCAGGUGGCCAUGGAGAGUGCAUUGCCCAACGGGCUGCAAAAGCGCGUUUACCAGCUUGAGCGGCGCCUGGCCUUCUUCAACAACGCCCAGUGGAGUUUCUUUCGUCGGCUUAUGGUUGAUGCGGGUCUCUUGGAAGCCUCGUUCCAGAACGGCAGGAACACCUUUCGUGUCAAGGAGACGAGGAUGGUUUCGCUGUUAGCUCUUACAGCCAUCCAUGACAUCAUGAAAAUCGAGAACUUGCUGCCGACGGUGCAACCCGAGCAUGAUGGAUACCACGGUUAUGCUGCCGGGGAUGUCAUCGGCGACCACGACCAUGCGCUGUGCUACGUGAUGGACCACUAUCCAGAUUUGCUGCCGUCGUUCAAAGAUUUGGACCCGGCAGAGCGUCAAUCAGUGCAGUUCACACAGUGCAACCUUUGCUUUAAUCACGGCUGGCUCGUGCAGGCGGAGGCUCCAGCCGGUGCGAUAUUCUCCAAGUUUCGCGAGGCGGUGGCACGAGACCGCAGGGUGCAUGGUGGGGCAAGAGACAUCGCCCUCUACUUCGUGCAUUGGUUGACUGACUUGGCUGGUGCGGAACCGACGCCCCUGGGCGGCUGUGAGAAGUUUGUCAUCAAGUUCCCACUCCAUGUGCUAAACAGCUUCCUCCAGUCUUUCAAGUUCAUAGAGGGCAUCAGCGUGCGAACGGAGACUCAGGUCAUGGAGAAAUACCUAAAGUACCGCUGGUCGGACCACGUGCCGACGCUUGGAGAACCGCCCAAAGGCCCCCAUGCAAUUGCAGCCAUGAGGCUCCUGUGCAUGGCCCAGGCCAACGGGCGAACGAUUGUGGAUGCGUUCAAUCAAGAGCUUUCUUCGGAGGACAAGGAGGUUCUGAGUGUCGAGAUGUCCCGGACCGGCUGCGCAGGCCAGUUCUUCAGCCCUGAGCUGACACCCUCGGAGGUCAUCUCGAAGGCAGCCGGACCAGCCUUCCUGGUGUACUACGGCCCAGCCUUUCUGCAAGCUUUAGGCUCCGACUCUGCGGUCCUCCGCCUCCGAGUUCUGAGCGAGAUCUACCGCUGCGCUCGCGAGAUCUGGCCCGAGUCGGAAGCCUCGGUGGCAGUGUCCGUGCAUGUCCGCAUUGACACCAUCAAGGGCUUGGCCAUACGGGACAUCCAAGAUGUUCUGACAAGAGGUGACCUCUGGCUAGUUACCAAGCACAACGAAAGUGAGGCCUUCGUGGAGCGAGCCUCCCAUGGAAAGCUGAACAGGCUUGUGCGGAGUUGCCAGAAGUUUCAGGUUCUAGACUUGGGUUUUCUGCGCGAAAGUCGCAAUAUCUGA
Symbiodinium sp. CCMP2456 is the source of this 2784-nucleotide messenger RNA. The record is from the annotation of a GenBank genome assembly. NCBI's taxonomy places the organism in Eukaryota, Dinophyceae, Suessiales, Symbiodiniaceae.